AUGUAUAUACAUAUGGCCAACACUGACGCACAAUCCGACCUCACUCGCAUUCGACGCGACCGUGCCAACCUUUCCACUGAAUUCGACACCAUCCGCAAUGUAUCUGCCAAACAAUCUGAUUCCAUUGCUGAUCUCAACGUCGACAUUGCACGCCUUCGUCAAGAGUGCCACACCAUCCUCACUGAACGUAUCACCGCCAAUACCGCCCGCGAUUUAACUCAAUCUGACUACGACCAACACACCAUCAAACAUAACUCUCUAGUUAAUGACCUUGAGCGCAUCCGUAACGAACGUAGCACACUCAUCACUGAACGCGACCAGCUCGCCACUGAACUUGAUCACAUUCGCUCCGAACGCGCUACCCUCAUCACUGAACGUAAUCAGGCGCAAUCUAGUUACACCGACAUCACCAUUGAACGUGAUAAUAUUCAUCGCAAUCUUACACGUAUGCAAGACAUCAAUAUCACAACAACCACCGAACACACCACAUUGCAAAACGACCUCGCCCACAUCCGUCGUGAACGUGACACAUACUUUGAAGAACGUGAAGAGGCCCGCUUUGUACUCAUUCAAGCACAGGAACACUCCACUACAUCCCCGACACUCACCUUGAAGCUACCCACGCCGCUCUCCGUAAGACUCACGCCCUUGCUGAAGCCGACAUCAAUCGCUUGCGCAAUGACCGCGACACACACCGCGCUCACCUCACCCAACAACAACACGAACAUGCACAACUUCUACAAGAGGCCCUCACCGAAAACGAGGACCUCACCACUGCCGCCACACAGCUCCAUGACGAACUCACUACCCUUCAGGCAGAACUCGCUGCCUCUGAUUCCCACAGCCUCUGUUAACAGCUAGAGGUAGCCCAAAGCAAG
Molecule: messenger RNA, 878 nt
Organism: Sphaeroforma arctica JP610
Lineage: Eukaryota; Ichthyosporea; Ichthyophonida
Exons: 2
Coding region: 1-861 (286 amino acids)
Source: RefSeq, a predicted model, not a curated record